Molecule: messenger RNA, 2019 nt
Organism: Anthostomella pinea
Lineage: Eukaryota; Fungi; Ascomycota; Sordariomycetes; Xylariales; Xylariaceae
Source: the annotation of a GenBank genome assembly
AUGUCUGAAACAGACCUGCAAGAAUUGAAUGAACUGUUCGCAGUCGGAGACAAAGAACUCGAACCCGAUGUUGUCGCCGAACUCCAGUCCAUCAUGCGAAUGCAUUCGCUGUCUCCGCAGGACCUGUUCUUCAAGUGGGAGUCCUACUGCAUAAAGAUGGACAUGGAUGAGAUGAGGUUGUCCGUCCAAACCUUACGGGCAUUGAAGCAAGACAUACAAGAUGCCCUGGAGCGAAGCAACCGCUCGCACCACGUCCACAUCAAGACAGAGAAGCGGUCAGGCUCAACUCCCCGCGCAGCUGUCAAGAAUGGAGGCGAUGUAUUCGGCAUGUUGGACGGCAUGGUCCCUAAUACGCCAGCGACGGGGAAGCUGAACAAGAGCGCAGCGAAAAGGAGAAACCAGCUCGAGACUCCUUCCAUGUACCGAGUCAAGGGUAAUAUUCCUAGCAGCUCACCAGACUACAAGAGCCCUAUGCGAUUAGAAAACCAACUACUAGACUCUAUGAACGCAAUCCCGCCGUCUUCAUUCAACGAUCGGCAGAACCCGGGUGAUGUAAUUGAGGUUCUAAAUGAACAUCUCAAGCCUGCGGAUCCUCCAAUCGCACCGUACCCAGAGUCAAGAAUCAAAUUGACGGCCGCUUCAGACCAGAAGAAACUGGGCUACAAGACCUUGGCCAUGAAGUCGUCGGAAGCAUCGGAGAUUCUGGAUGACCGGAUAGACGAGUUCGCAAUCCUGGUGAGAGAUCAUCAUAAACUGGACGAGAGCGAGUUUGGCAGCGCCGCCAGCCAGAGCACGACUGAGAUUGUAGCUGUUGGCCGAAUCGCGUCAGAUUCGUCCGAAGGCAAGCUGAACGCCGCAUCGCUCGUAAUGGAGACGGCGAGACGAACGGGGGGAGGUCGCAGGAUCCCGCUGAAUCUGCAGAAGCUCAACGGACGAUACCAGUUCUUCCCCGGACAGACCGUCGCAUUCAAGGGCAUCAACUCGGCAGGGCACGAGUUUGUAGUUCACGAGGUGAUGGAGAUACCCCUGCUGCACAAUGCCGCCUCAUCACCAGCCGCCAUCGACGCGCACAGGGAGAAGCUCCGAGGAGGUCCGGACGCGAUGGACUCGGACGACGAGCCCGCACCCCUGAACGUUAUCUUCAGUUCGGGCCCCUACUCAGCCGACGACAACCUCGACUUCGAACCGCUGCACGCCCUCUGCAGCCAGGCCGCUGACACGUACGCCGACGUGCUCGUGCUGACGGGGCCCUUCAUCGACGUCGACCACCCGCUCAUCGCAACGGGCGACUUCGACCUGCCCGAGGACGCGACCAUCGACCCGGACACGGCGACCCUGACGACCGUCUUCAAGUACAUGAUCUCGCCGGCGCUGAACCGGCUGGCCGCCGCGAACCCCAGCGUCACGAUCCUGCUGAUCCCGUCGGUGCGCGACGCCAUCGCCAAGCACGUCGCCUGGCCGCAGGAGCCGUUCCCGCGCAAGGAGCUGGGCCUGCCCAAGACGGCCAAGAUCAUCGGCAACCCGAUGACGCUCUCGGUCAACGAGACGGUUUUGGGCUUGUCGUCGCAGGACGUCCUGUGGGACCUGCGGCACCAGGAGCUCGUGGGCCCGCGCGCCGCCGACCCGAACCUGCUUUCGCGCAUCGCGCGCUACCUGAUCGAGCAGCGCCACUACUACCCCGUGUUCCCGCCCGUCGACUGUUCGAAGCUGCCCAAGGCCGGCACGGAGGAGGGGCUGCCGACAGGCGCCAUGCUCGACACGAGCUACUUGAAGCUCGGCGAGAUGGUCAACGUACGGCCUGAUGUCGUGGUCGUGCCUAGUGCGUUGCCGCCGUUUGCAAGGGUCGUAGAAAGUGUGCUGGUAAUCAACCCGGGCUACCUCUCGAAACGGAGAGGCGCGGGCACAUAUGCGCGCAUGACACUCUAUCCGCCCAAGCUGACGGAGGAGGAGGCUACCAGCGGCAGCAUGGUUGGCCACAGAGUGUUUGAGAGAGCGAGGGUGGAGAUCACGAGGAUAUAA